Dreissena polymorpha is the source of this 1396-nucleotide messenger RNA. RefSeq lists its product as uncharacterized. The coding region runs from base 176 to 1396 and encodes 406 amino acids. The transcript has 10 exons. The record is from RefSeq and is a predicted model, not a curated record. Lineage: Eukaryota; Metazoa; Mollusca; Bivalvia; Myida; Dreissenidae.
CACCACUCUGGAUCAGCAGACGACGGAGGAAUCCGAGAUAGCCGAUGUAUCACGAUUGUCUUACCACGUUAGAAAUUAUUGACGAAUUAACAUAAAUGAUCUGUUUUCACGCCAAAUUUGAAUUUGGAUUUCUAAGGUUCGACGUCUGCGGAAUGAUAUAUGUCAUUCCAGUACAAUGAAGGUCUCAGAUGGUUUUAUGAAAGAGUUAUUUUUUCAUGCGACAACAUUGUUGAAGGAGGUUGAGAUCAAGUACCCUGAUUGUGGUCCAGAAAUUGAACAUCAACUAAAUGUUCUUCAAAAGCUCGAAAAAGAGGACUUUGUUUUAACUACGCAACACCAGAUUGAUACAAUUAUUGAUGCAAACCUGGGAAUGAAACAGACACUGAUCGACUUCACAGAGGGACAAAGUCAUAUGAAAGAAAUUGUUAAAAAUUUAACCAUGGAAAUAAAUGUCAAUAAAAGUGAGACUGAUAGGUUAAGAAAAGACCAAGAGUCUAAUUUGGAAGCUCUUGAACAGCGUUGGCAUGAUUGCCAGAGCAAUUUAGAGACCUUGAAACAAAAUCAAACAGAACAAGCACAGAAUUUAUCAACCUUAGGAAAAGAUAAGAAUGAUAUCAUGGACACCAUACUUGCACUGUCAAAAAGAGUUGAACAACUUGAAACAAAAAUAAAUCAAACAACUACAAAUGAUGUCAUUCUUCCAAAAGGCGAAAUCCUGCAUGGCAAAUUGGAAUCCAAGUUAACCAUCCAUGCAGAGGAUGUUGCAGCUGACGAAAAUAUUACAAAGAGACUGGAUGAUGUAGCAAACAGUAUAAUUAACCAGACACCUGUACAACAGCAAAACUCUACUCUUAGAAUCUAUUUUUAUGCACCAUUCCAAAUAAUUCAGAGAGGUUUGAGCAGAAUUAUAUGCACAAAAAGAAAAUGUCUGGAGCUUUAUAUUGAAUCUCCCUCGAUACAAAGCUGGAUCACAUUAUGUGAGGAUUUCUCCAAUGGUUCAAUUGCAAUGGAAUUCGAGCCGGUACAAAGAUAUCUAAGAACAUUUGAAGGGUGCGAAAAUUUGACUUUGAGAAUGGAAUUUGACGAAGAAUAUUUUGCAUGCUGUGCAAAAGCAAGCAUCAACCACUUGAACUCAAGGUUAAAUUAUUUAACGGGUUCGGAAGAAGACUGCUCAACUGGCGAACAAAAGUCAUGUGACAGCUCAGAGGGGGAGAAGGCUCUUGCUGAAAGUAAAAGAGAAAGAGUCAACUUAAGCAUCACAACCAAUGUAGGUCGUGCGGAGGAGGAGAAUGCUCAACACCUGGAACAGUUACAACAGGAUCACCUGACGCCCGACUCUGCCAUAUGCCAGUCCAUCAAAUACAAGGUUAAAGUUGAGAAAAACAAUUCUACCUAA